This is a messenger RNA of Oncorhynchus nerka (sockeye salmon), 3682 nucleotides long. It is a transcript of the gene zbtb49, whose product is annotated as zinc finger and BTB domain containing 49. The transcript has 7 exons. Bases 803 to 3322 code for a protein of 839 amino acids. NCBI's taxonomy places the organism in Eukaryota, Metazoa, Chordata, Actinopteri, Salmoniformes, Salmonidae. Gene Ontology annotation, molecular function: protein binding; DNA-binding transcription factor activity, RNA polymerase II-specific. Gene Ontology annotation, cellular component: nucleus. The record is from RefSeq and is a predicted model, not a curated record. Gene Ontology annotation, biological process: regulation of transcription by RNA polymerase II.
UUACAUAGUUAUGUCGUGGCUGAAUAACAUCAGUAUAUGUUGUAAUUAGGACCAUGUCUAUUAGUACAGUUUCAGGGGUGGGUUUAAUUCGUGGAACGUUCCAACAGGAAUCUGUUCCAAUAACUUCGUAAAUAAUAAGGUUGCCAACAAACAACGCGUACAAAGUUGUAUAGCAACAUAAUAAAAUACAGGGUAGGGAGUGAGCUAUUUUAUUAUGUUUUUCACUCAUGUUUAUUCCGAAAAAUGUCUACUCUGGUAGGCUAUUGACAAACAUUCAAAAUAAAUUACAUGGUGAGUUGAUGCCUAUUCGGCAGCUAGUUAGCUAGGUGGCUUGAUCGUGUUACUUUGUAUGUGUCGUUUGUUGGCAACCUUGUACUUCAAAGGUUUUGGAACAGAUUCCUGUUGGAACGUUCCACAAAUUAUACCCAUCCCAGUUUCAGGUCGCUUAAUGUAACUUGUUUUCGAUGUGGCACAUCGGCAAAGGACAGAUAGUCCCGUAUUGGUAAAAUGUUCUCGUGGUUGCUCUCAAAACAGUAAUAGGUGUUUGCGCUGUCCAUACAAUGUUAUCUUCCUAAAUUAAUUAUGUUGCCUAAAUAUUCUGCACUUGUCCAUCCCCAUAUAAUUGAGUUGUAGUUUCAUAAAUAGGCCUACUGCUGUCAUGUUUUCCCGCUGUCUAAAUAACUCGAAUUCUAUCCAGGGGGCCCAUGGUAAUACAUUUCAACAAUUAAGUGGUACCAUUUCAAUGAGAGGCAGUACAUUGCUUGUUUGUAAAUAAUAUAUGCUCAGUUCUUCUGUUUUAUGAAUGUUUUCUAGUUGUUUUGAUGGUCAUACUUCCCUGGAUCACCUGAAGACUGCUCUUAAAAGCAUGGAAACGUUGUCCAGUCACAGUGCUUACCUUCUCCAGCAGUUACAGGAGCAGAGGAUACAGGGGCUACUCUGUGACUGCAUGCUAGUAGUCAAAGGAGUAUGCUUCAAAGCCCACAAAAAUGUACUUGCUGCAUUUAGCUCCUAUUUCAGCAGGUCUUUGUUCCAAAAUUCGCCAAGUCAAAAAAAUGAUGUUUUUCAACUGGUCAUUCAGGAUGUGGGAGGUAUAGGCCAGAUACUGGACUACAUGUACACUUCCCAUCUAGAUGUCAACCAGGACAAUGUACAAGCACUGUUGGACAUCGCCCAGUGCUUACAGGUCCCAAAUGUACAGAGCAUGUGCAACACUUUCCUGAAACCCAGCGCUCCUGCUGUGGAGGCCCCUUCUUUCUCAUUGUCUGGUGUCUUGACCUCGGAACACGACUACCUCCUCGGGACUGGCCUUGCCCAAGACGUGGACCUUCCUUGCCCUUCUUCGGUAGGCCAGAGGUCUGCCUUUGGCAGUGGGGCACCAAUGUCUCAUGGUGGGAACGCUACCUCUGAGACUACAGCCAUUACCCAGCCAGUCCCAGAGAAGCAGCUAGUACACGGCUACAAGCUACGCAACUUCUACAGCAAGCAGUACUUCAAGCAGAGUGCUGCUGCUGAGACUAGCAAUGCAGCAUUAAACCAAGGCCCAAGUCCCCUGGUGCUGGUUGAAGAGCAGCAGUUCCAAUUUGGGGUCACACAACCAUGCGCAAAUGCCCCUGUAUGUUCAGGCAAUGCGAUUCAGUCAAACCCACCCUGUCCCCAGGCUAUACCAGCUGAGAAGGAGUUUGGUUCAACGUUGCCUGCUGAAGACUUGUCAACCACAGCCAACCCAGGAGGAAAAGUCUCUCCUGUCAACAAGCCCAUGCGGCCAAAGAAAGCCGUCUACCUGAAGAAAUACAACUACCUACGCCCUCAGAAGGCUCUAGAAGAGAUGUGCCUGGAACAGAGCAGCGAACCAGUCAACCACUGCCCAAAGGAGACUCACCAAGAGGAGGUAGUGGUCCAGAGUGAGACACCUGAAGCUCCCGUAGACUGCCUACCUCCCAUAGACUGCCUACCUCCCAUAGACUGCCUACCUCCCAUAGACUGCCUGGCCAGAGACAGGGAAGUGGUGUUGGAGACCGCAAUGGAUUCUCAACUUCCAAGUCCACCUCCUGUUGACCAAGAGGAGGAACCGGACCCACCAACCAUCAGUGAUCCAACAGAACCAACUGGGCAUAAGGUGCAGUACUGCUGUGAGAUGUGCGGGAAGACCUUUAAACACCCAAGCAACCUGGAACUUCACAAGCGCUCACACACUGUUUUUUUUCUCACAGGGGAGAAACCAUUCCAGUGUAAUGUUUGCAGGAAAAACUUUUCACAGGCGGGUAAUUUGCAGACCCAUUUACGACGCCAUUCUGGAGAAAAACCUUACAUUUGUGAACUCUGUGGGAAAAGCUUUGCUGCCUCGGGGGAUGUUCAGCGUCACAUUGUGAUCCACACGGGAGAGCGGCCACACCUGUGUGACAUAUGUGGACGCGGGUUCAGUAACAUCAGCAACCUGAAGGAGCACAAGAAGACUCACACUACAGACAGAGAGUUCACCUGUGACCAGUGUGGCAAGUCCUUCAACAUGCACAGGAAACUGCUGAAGCACAAGAUCAGACACUCUGGGGAGAAACCUCACACCUGCCAGACCUGUGGGAAGAGCUUUGCAGGGUCGGGCGACCUGCGUCGCCACGUGAGAACGCACACGGGGGAGAGACCCUACCUCUGCAACACCUGCGGCAAGAGCUUCACCCGCUCGGCUGUCCUUAGGAGACACUGCAGCAUGCACUGCAAGGCCACGCCUGACGACUCCAGCCCUGACGUAGAGGACCCAGAGCAGCCUGGCAGUAGCAGUACUGACGGAGGAGGAGGAGGCCCAUUCCACAAGCCUGUCAGCCACAGUAAAGCACCUGAGCCCAGGCAACCACCACCAACCUCCAAUACUGUGAUGGAGCUCGAUAAGCCUUCGCCCCCACCAGCACAUACUGAAGCCCCGUCGACUAGCAUCCACCUCAUUCCGUCUACCUCAACGUCCUUCCCCGAGCUGCGCUCCAUCGUGCCCCAGCACCUCCCCUCCGCCCCCUCCCAGCAGCAGGAGAAGUGCCCUCUAGCAGACUCCCUGAAACUGGGCAAAGCUCACCUACCUCAAGAGGCCCUUGUGUUUGGCCCCUAUGUGGAGAAUGGGCCGGUGGGUGUGGAGAUACAACAGCAGGGGUCUGGGGCCUCGGUGGUGGCCCGGCCGUACCUCUCAGCCCCAGACAGUUACUGUGGGGCCCUCCCAGGGGCUAGCCGCCCCAGUGGUACCCCCUACAGGGCAAGUGAGGGACCCUUCUUUUCCAGUGUAACACUAUGGGGGCUGGCCAUGAAAACACUGCAGAAUGACAAUGACCUGGAGCAGUGAAAACUGGAGCAAGUAGUGCGUCUAAUGUGGCUUCCUUUCCUCAUCUUUUGUCAGCACUGAUUUGAAGACACACAUGAUGAUCCCUACUGUUGAUCAUCAUUUGUCUGUUCAUUUCUUUCACAUCAUUGUAGAUGACGGGAAGGAGAUGAGGAAAGGAGGUCACUAGUCUAUUCAGAACUAGCCAUAGAGUUCCCUUAUGAUGGAAGACUGAUUAGCACUAUGAUAUUAUCUAACUUCAAUGAAUAGAAUGUAACACUCAGGUUUUUCCUUUUAUAGGAUAUUGUUAUUAAGAUGGCAAAAAAUGUAUAUUCUUUCUGGAUAAGUAUGCACUGUUUUGAAAUAAAAUAUGCCAAAAAUAUA